Paecilomyces variotii is the source of this 696-nucleotide messenger RNA. RefSeq lists its product as hypothetical. Bases 1 to 696 code for a protein of 231 amino acids. Lineage: Eukaryota; Fungi; Ascomycota; Eurotiomycetes; Eurotiales; Thermoascaceae. The record is from RefSeq and is a predicted model, not a curated record. The transcript has a single exon.
AUGGCCCCCGGUAUCCUCAAGCCUUUGGCUGUCUUCUGCAGUCAAUCUCAAUCUCAGAAAUACAUCAAGAAGAUUAGGAACCUGGGUGAUGCAUGGCGCACACUUUCCGAGGAGGCUGCGGCGGAGUCGGAUCGGAACUCUGCUGUGAUCGAAACGCAAUUUGACUUCACCAUGAAAAUCGCCAAUGCAGUGGCGGAAUCAGAAUCAAUAUUAGUUGAGAUGACCACAUCUGAGGCACCGUCAUCCCUUGAAUCGCCCGCACAGAUAAAAUCUGUCCGACAUUACCGUAUCUUUGCAGACUAUGGUACGGACUUUAUAUGGCGGAGUCUGGAUGACAUUACACAUGACGAAGACUCUCACGUAGAGUCGGAAGAAGUUCUCUCCUCAUUUCCCUCCUCGGUCCUUGACCUCUACGACGCAUGGGUGCAACAGUAUACGGACAACUUCAAGAAAAGAUGCGAGGACACUCAAGAUUAUUCAGCCAAUGUCUUCUCCACUGUUUCGGAGGAAGUGGCGUGGAAUGUCGCUGGGUAUCUCUUAGCUUGGCGCAUUGCAAUUGCGCCUCAAAUUGGGUGCGUGGAGUUCUCCGCGGGCCAUUCAAAAUACUUGUUGGAGCGAGGGAAAGAGACGAGUGUAACUCUAGAAUUUCUGAAGGACCAAGUCAGACUUUUGGCUGAUCGCGAACCUUCAGAAUAA